This is a messenger RNA of Ascoidea rubescens DSM 1968, 1142 nucleotides long. It is a transcript of the gene PUP3, whose product is annotated as proteasome core particle subunit beta 3. The transcript is spliced from 2 exons. The record is from RefSeq and is a predicted model, not a curated record. Bases 62 to 685 code for a protein of 207 amino acids. Gene Ontology annotation, cellular component: proteasome core complex, beta-subunit complex; proteasome core complex. NCBI's taxonomy places the organism in Eukaryota, Fungi, Ascomycota, Saccharomycetes, Ascoideales, Ascoideaceae. Gene Ontology annotation, biological process: proteasome-mediated ubiquitin-dependent protein catabolic process.
UAGAAUAUACUUGAAAUUGUAGCUCGAUAUCCAAAUCAUAUAAUUAUAAUUGUCGAUAGCAAUGUCUCAAGAUCCAAGUUCAAUAAACGGUGGUUCUGCCGUUGCAAUGAUAGGAAAAGAUUGUUUAGCAAUUGCCUGUGAUUUACGAUUGGGAAGUCAGUCUCUAGGAGUCUCAAACGAUUUUGAAAAAAUAUUCAAUUAUGGACCUAAUGUAUUUUUGGCAUUAUGUGGGUUGGGCACCGAUGUAAUUACAUUGAAUGAGGUUUUUAGAUAUAAGACCAAUUUGUAUAAAUAUAAAGAAGAAAGGACUAUUGAACCCGAGACAUUUGCUAAUUUGGUUUCAUCAAGUUUAUAUGAAAGAAGGUUUGGGCCAUAUUUUGUAAGUCCUAUUGUUGGUGGAAUAAAUUCCAAAACAGGGAAACCCUUUAUUUGUUCAUUUGAUUUAAUCGGAUGUAUUGAUUUCACCAAAGAUUUUGCAGUGGCAGGUACAGCAACAGAUCAAUUAUACGGUAUGUGCGAGAGUUUGUAUGAACCAAAUUUGGAACCAGAAGAUUUAUUUGAGACCAUUUCUCAAGCGUUAUUAAAUGCAGUCGACAGAGACGCAUUAAGUGGUUGGGGUGCAGUUGUUUAUCUUAUUACAAAAGAUAAAGUUGUCAAAAGAUUAUUGAAGACUCGUCAAGAUUAAACGACAAUAAUAAUGAUCAAGAUAUUAUUAUAAAUCUUUACUAUAGAUUACCAGUUAUUUAAUACAUCACAUAUCUUAAUGUUAUUUUGUUGUAAAAUUUAAAGAAUAAUAAGAAAACCUGGGAGAAAAAAAAAGAUGUAAGCUAUUUAGCAUUUUCCCCAACUUAUAUACAUGAAUAUUGAAUUUAUUGGCAUGAAAUGUAAAGCCAUCAAGACUAAGAAAGAUUGUGAUAAGACCUUCUAGCGUCGUGAAGCUUUCAUUCGAGUGAAGACCUCGAGACAAUGCUACCACAUUGUUUAUUUAUUUUGUUGUUCUUUUUCUUGCUCCUUCAUUUUCUGCAACUGUAUAUCAAUGAUUUUCUUUAACCUUAGGUUUUCUCCAUAUUCCUCCUCUUCCAUUUGUCUCCAUCUCUCUUCAACUUUCUUGUGCUUGAGUUUUCUUUCGUUCAACUUCUCAA